AUUCGAACAUCUGAUCAAAUUCAAAAAUGGUCGGUUGCUGUGGCUGAUAAAAAAUAUUGUUUUGUUUCACAAAGUUACUCUAAUUUGCCCGCAAAUUGUUUUAUUGAAUAGCAAAACCAGAUUUUUGUAGUUUAUUGGGUUUGUUGUGUAUCACUUCUAAAGAAAAAAUGCCUAGGACCAAACGACCGGUGAGGAAACAGGAGAAAUCAGCCGAAGAUGACGAUACCUUGAAGAAACUAAAUAAACUUGUGACCGAUCAGAAGAAUAAGAUUGACUCUAGAACGCACAUGGAAAUUCGAAACGUGGAACUGGCAUUUAAGAUUUUAUUAGGCUCUAUCAGCAAUGUAUACUUGCAGAAGACUGUUGGACAACUGAAAACCGAACUACACUUGAAAGAAGUAACCAACGCUAGGCAGACCAGACACUCAAGUCGGUCUGCUUCUCAUGAUGAUGGGUACCUCACGGAGAACUCCGCGCAGGGCUCCGGCGAGCGAGGCGCCAAGAAGACUGCGGCGCCGCCGCCCAGUAGCUCCCGCUCGGCCGGGCGCCGCUCGCGUUCCGCCGACGCAUCGCAGCGCCUCCGCCCGCCCACCGCCGCCAAGCCGCAGCGGCGCCGCUCGCGCUCCGUGUACCGCACGCCCGCCUACAACAAGAACGCGCCCAACAACUACCCCGCCAUCACGCCCAAGGUGACCCCACAAACGCCGCUGACGGUGCUGCGGCAGCCGCGACAAGGAGAGAUGGUGGUGUCUAUGUCUGGCUCACCAGUCAUGGUGCCUUCAUGCUACACCAUGCAACAAGAAGAGAAGGCCAACUGUAACAUCCUCCUCCAAGAUGGCACCAUGCUGUCUCUGCAGCCCAAACAGCUGAGGCAGUCGCAGGCUUAUAUCCCAUUCGCAUUGAUGGACGCCAACGUGUUAAGCCAGCUGCGCACGCUCAAGGACAAUCUGGAUAAAGUGGUGCGACUCGGGGAGAAGGCCAUCAAGUGACCAGUGCGUUUUUAUUAUUAGACUGUAUUCUAGAUUGUAGAUGAUAAUAAGGCAAGGCUAUUCAAAAGCACGCAGUGGCCCGGAAAUUGGACACCCCUACUAAAGGUCAUAGCACACAUAUCAACCUGAAAAGGCAUCAACACCGUAUCGCCAUUCGUUCGUUCGUUU
Molecule: messenger RNA, 1157 nt
Organism: Ostrinia furnacalis (Asian corn borer)
Lineage: Eukaryota; Metazoa; Arthropoda; Insecta; Lepidoptera; Crambidae
Gene: Borealin
Product: borealin-like
Exons: 8
Coding region: 168-989 (273 amino acids)
Biological process (GO): mitotic sister chromatid segregation
Cellular component (GO): spindle midzone; chromosome passenger complex; chromosome, centromeric region
Source: RefSeq, a predicted model, not a curated record